AUGCCCAAGCAAAUUCUCGCUCGUAAGCUCAAGCUCCGAAUAAUAUACCAUAGAACAAUUGAUAGGAUGGCCGAAAUUAAUGACGAAGAGUUAAUAACAAAAUUUUGUAAUGUCACAAACGCGACUCAGAAAAUUGCAAUAGACUACUUGGCGGUGUCGGAUGGAAAUGUUGAACAGGCAAUUACUCUUUAUCUAGAAAGCGGUGGUGCUGAUCUUUCUGCUCUCGGAGCAGGAAGCAAUCGACAAGAAACUUCAACGGCUAUUGACGCAGUCGAUUUGACAAGCAAUGAUACUUUUGACAGUGAUGCAGAGUUAGCAAAACAGCUUGCUCAGGAAGAUUAUUCCGAAAUCCGAGCCCCUAUCGCGCCCAAACGCGACAUUCUUGUUAGAGGUGACCACGAUGACUUUAACAACCUUUUUGAAGACCGAUUUAUACCUGGUAUACCACGUACUCGGCGUACACGCGACGUUUAUAGAACAUUUGCCGGCGACAUUAGUCCUGGCGAUCCUAGCUCCAGUGAAGAAAAGACAGAUCGGUUGGCUAACUUAUUUAAGCCUCCUUUCGAAAUUAUGCACAAGGACAGCUUUGAGAGGACACGUACGAAAGCUCGGGAGGAAAACAAAUGGCUUAUGGUUGAUAUUCAGGAAAUAACAGAAUUUGCUUGUCAAGUACUCAAUCGUGAUUUAUGGAGUAAUCAAACCGUUCAAGAUGUGAUCAGACAACAUUUUUUAUUCUUGCAAUUUAAUGCAGAUACCCCCGAUGGACGUCAAUAUAUAAAUUUUUAUCCUAUUGAAAGCUACCCACAUAUAGCAAUAAUUGAUCCGUUAACAGGUGAAAGAUUGAAAGUAUGGAAUACUACGACGGUGGAACCUACUGAGUUUAUAAUGAAUGUUACCGAUUUUCUGGAGCGUUAUUCUUUAAAUGAUUAUUCAAAAAAUCCAUUGCCACAAAAAUCAAAAUCCGCUAAAUCGUACACGGAUAUGUCCGAGGAAGAACAAUUAAUGGCAGCUUUGAAUGAAUCACGUUUUUAUAAUAACAAAGUUGACCAAGAAUCUGAAGAAGAUGAAACAAUGGAAGUAGAACCUGAGUAUCCUGAAAAAGAAACAAAUAUCGUUAGUUCAACGUUUGAUUCAAUCCGUCCUGUUGAAAGAGUUGAAGCCGCCGGUCCAAGUACGACGGCGAUAAAAUUCCGUCUUCCAGACGGAAAGAACAUUAUGCGACGUUUUGAUAGAUCCGACCCUGUGCGAUACUUAUUCGAAUUCGUUAAGGUGUCGGUCCCUGAAGCACAAGAAAAGCCAUUUGAAUUGGUUUAUCAUAGAAAUAAUUUGAUUAAUCAAGUUGAACAAACUGUAGAUGAAGCAGAAUUAUCUAAUGCUGCUGUUAAUGUAGUAUUUGGAUAG
This is a messenger RNA of Dentiscutata erythropus, 1401 nucleotides long. NCBI's taxonomy places the organism in Eukaryota, Fungi, Glomeromycota, Glomeromycetes, Diversisporales, Gigasporaceae. The record is from the annotation of a GenBank genome assembly.